AUGAGCUCGUUUGAGAAGAUCGUCAAGGGGGCGACCAAGGUCAAGGUGGCGGCGCCGAAGCCCAAGUACAUCGAGCCCAUCCUCCAGGCCACCCAGUACGCCAACACCCACGAAGGCGACGGCUUCAACACUAUCAUGCGCACGUUGGCCGGCCGCCUCCAGGACCUGGCGUGGUCGGUCGUCUACAAGCUGUUGAUCGUCAUCCACAUCAUGAUCCGGGAGGGCGACAAGGACGUCACCCUCGACUACCUCCGCCGCCCGCGCAAUAACAUGUUGAACCUCAGUGGCGCCCCCGCGGUGAUGCUGGGCCUGGGCAACAGUCCCGACGUCCGUCACUUAGUCCGCUACCUGAAGUACCUUCAGACUCGAGUCAAGGAGUUCGAUCUGACCGAUGUUGACUACGUUCGGGACGAGCGCACGAACAACACCACUUUGGGCCAAGGAGGGCGGUUGCGCCACUUGCCAAUCGAAAAGGGGCUUUUGCGGGAGAGUGAGCUGGUCCAGCGCCAGAUCGAUGCGUUGUUGAAGAACUCGUUCGUGGAAAACGAGGUGAACAACGACGUGGUGCUCAUGGCGUUCCGGUUGCUUGUUAACGACUUGUUGGCGUUGUUUCAGGAACUUAACGAAGGGGUGAUCAACUUGCUCGAACACUACUUCGAGAUGCUGAAGCCCGACGCCGAGAGAGCGUUGAAAAUCUACACUAAGUUCGUCGACCAGACGAAAUACGUCAUCGACUACUUGCGGGUGGCCAAGCACUUGGAGUACGCCACUAAGCUCCACGUGCCCACCAUCAAGCACGCUCCCACGGCGUUGACCUCGCUGCUUGAGGAGUACUUGGACGACCCCAACUUCGAGAUCAACCGUCGCCAGUACUUGGAGGAGAAAGCCCGCAAGGAUAGCGGCAAGGACAGCGGCAAGCCUCACCCGAAGAUCGCCCAGAAGUUCCAGUCGAAGCUUGAACGCAAUAAUAGCAGCCACAACCGCCAUACCUCGCUCAACGUGCAACAAUACAACCCAUGGGGAGACGCCGUGGACCGGCAGGUUUCCGGCCAAGCCCCCGCCGCCAUUGCCAACAACCCUUACGCCCUGCAAUUCGACAACAUCGACAUUUUUGGUCAGGCUGACCAGCAACAAGCUCAGCAACAAGCGCAAUUGCAGGCCCAACAGCAGGCUCAGUUACAAGCACAACAACAGCAGGCGCAAUUGCAGGCUCAGCAAACCGCACAGAUGCAAGCUCAAGCUCAACAGCAGGCACAAUUGCAAGCGCAACAGACUGCUCAGUUGCAGGCUCAACAGCAAGCCCAGCAACAAGCUCAGUUACAAGCUCAGCAGACUGCACAAAUGCAAGCCCAAGCUCAGUUACAGGCUCAGCAACAGGCUCAAUUACAGGCUCAACAGACCGCUCAAUUACAGGCUCAGCAGACAGCGCAAUUGCAAGCUCAACAACAGGCACUUGCUCAACAACAAGCGCAACAACAGGCUCAGCAGCAAGCCCAAUUGCAAGCUCAGCACACAGCACAGCUUCAAGCACAACACACAGCUCAAUUGCAAGCGCAGGCAACGCUGGGUGGGUUCAACUUCCAACCGCAAACGACCACCGCGACUGGGUUCAACUUCACUCUGCAGCCUACAGCGACGUUCACUUCGCAACCGGCACCGCAGCCGCUUCAGAGUCAGACCACCAACCCUUUCCUCAAUGGGACCUACACUGGCGCCGGCGCUACUCUGAGUGCUCAAACGGCGCCGCUUGCCAGCCAGGCCACCGGCACCAAUCCGUUCUUGCUGAUGAACACUGGUGCCGAGCUGAAUCCCUUUGCCACACUGCGGUUUAACCCUCAGCUGGGAACCACCGCGUUGUCGUUCCCCUCCAGCAACGGCGGCGCCUUGCGGGCGCUGCUGACGGGCGGUAAUCCGUUCCGGGUGCUGACAGCGACCCAGCGUCUUUUUGACCUGAAGACGGGCCAAGCGGUGCCCCAGCUUCGACCCCAGGCGACGGCGGGUGGACUUGAGCACCUCCCUACCGUACCGGUGUUCCCUGAGACACAAAGGGCGGCGCAGCAGCAAAUGUACUUAGCGCUGGCCCACCAGCAGUUGCACCCGCUGCAAUUUCAACAGCAAUUGGCCCAGCAGCCGAUCUAUUCUAGCUACGACGGGCCCUCGCUUAUUUAG
Diutina rugosa is the source of this 2169-nucleotide messenger RNA. RefSeq lists its product as uncharacterized. Gene Ontology annotation, molecular function: 1-phosphatidylinositol binding; phosphatidylinositol-4,5-bisphosphate binding; SNARE binding. Gene Ontology annotation, biological process: clathrin coat assembly; clathrin-dependent endocytosis; vesicle budding from membrane. Gene Ontology annotation, cellular component: clathrin-coated vesicle; clathrin-coated pit. NCBI's taxonomy places the organism in Eukaryota, Fungi, Ascomycota, Pichiomycetes, Serinales, Debaryomycetaceae. Bases 1 to 2169 code for a protein of 722 amino acids. The transcript has a single exon. The record is from RefSeq and is a predicted model, not a curated record.